Messenger RNA from Limanda limanda (common dab), 1026 nucleotides. Its product is annotated as homeobox and leucine zipper protein Homez-like. Gene Ontology annotation, cellular component: nucleus. Gene Ontology annotation, molecular function: DNA-binding transcription factor activity, RNA polymerase II-specific; DNA binding. The transcript has a single exon. The coding region runs from base 19 to 1026 and encodes 335 amino acids. The record is from RefSeq and is a predicted model, not a curated record. NCBI's taxonomy places the organism in Eukaryota, Metazoa, Chordata, Actinopteri, Pleuronectiformes, Pleuronectidae. Gene Ontology annotation, biological process: regulation of transcription by RNA polymerase II.
UUAACCGUUUCUGUUUCUAUGCUGUUGACAGGAGUCGAUACCAUGGAGGGAGGGCUUCCCUGGCUCAGACAGAACACACCUGGUGCUGGUGGUGUGACACAAGGAAUAAAGGUCGCCCCGGUGCCUUUCAACAUGAACCAAAACCGAGCAGUGGUCCUGCCCCUGCUCUCUGAGAAUCAGAUGCUUGUGUGGGUGCACCUGAACCAGAUCGACCUACAGCUGGACAGUGUAGCAGAGCUCGACAAGGCCUUCGACGUCUUCCCGUAUCUGACACAGAAAGAAACCGCUGUGCUGGCGCGGCGCUGCUCCCUGCACCCAGACCAGGUGAAGGAGUGGUUCAUGGCACAGAGGCUCCGCUACGGCAUUAGCUGGGACUACGAAGACAUCCAAGAGGUUCAAAGGAAGUUCAGUCAGGGAAAGAUUCGGGGAAAGAAAGAGGUGCAAACCCAAACUACCCAAAACAGGAUGCAUGAGGAGGUAAAAGAGGAGACAAGUGAGAAGAAGGAACAGAAGAGAGGGGUAAAAGAAUCUGGAAGGAAGAAGGAGGGAAAGGUCCCGGAGAGCUCAAAACUGGGACAAGAUGGGAGGGCUGUUGAGCGACUGAAGAGGAAAAUUAUGCAGGAGCUACAAAAGAACAAAGAGGAGGAUAGUGAGGUGGAAACUCUUGUGGAGGUCAGAGAGAAAACUCCGAAAAGGCGCAAAAGGAACGCCGUGCCCAACAAGAUAGAAGAGACGAAGGAAGACGAUGACGGUUUCGCGGAGAGAGACAGAGAGGGCGAGUCAGAGACGAAAUCUUUAACCAGAGAGAAGAGGGCGACGCUGCGGUUGGCUUUCUCCGACUGCCAGUAUCCAAACGCAUGUGACUACGAACGCCUGAUGAGGACGAUCUGCAUCCCUCGGCAAACGUUGGUGCAGUGGUUCAGCGACACACGCUACUACGUAAAGAAGGUUAGGCCAGGCUGGAUGAAGAAGGAGCAGCACAGCAAGGCGCUGGCCAACAUCAGGCACCGGCAAAGGAGCCGCUGA